UCAAGCUGGUGUUUUUAGGGCUUGAGGGAGGGCCGCAGUUCAUUAGUUUUCAAGGGGCUGGAGUAAGAGACGGGUGCUACAUUUUCUGGUGUCAGACUGUGGUGAAUAGCUCCCAGAAGAUUCACAGAGUGUCAGAGAAGGAGCCAAAAGGUAGUGGAGUGGCUGAGCUACCAGAAAGCAGAGGGAAGAUGGCAUCUGCCAGUUUGGUUUUUGUCUGGCUACUGCUCACCAUGAGGAUGGUCACCUCGGCAGUCUAUCUGGAGCCUGAGGAGGAGGAACUUAAUGAAACUGUCAUUUGCACCAACGACCGUAUGGAGCUUGUUAUUCCAAGCGCUUUUUUCCUCAACAAAGUUCCUCCUGUAUAUGCUUGGGAUUUGCAUUUAAAUGAUCCGGAGUGUCGUGGUGAUGUAGUCGGAGAGGACUAUGUUUUCAGCAUUAAGACAAAUCUGUCAGAUUGCGGCACUAUAAUGGCCUCAGAUGACACACACAUGGUGUUCAUAAACACCAUACACAACAACUACUCAGAUAUUAUCACAAGAAACUACAUCAACAUAACAUUUGCGUGCCGCUACCCCAUCAACUACAUGGUCCAACAGCCCAACGGAGAAAACAUGAUCAGAGUGGACAUCAGACCUAUCACUCUGAACACCGAGGAUGGGAAUUUCUCAGUGUCAAUGCUGCUGUACAAAGACGAAGCCUUUGAGGACAGGUGGACCACUGUGCCAUCGCUGACUCUGGAGGAUAACAUCUUUGUAAAAGUUUUCAUGAUACCUUCUCAUCUGCAGCUGCGUAUGGAGAGAUGUUGGGCUACGCCGACCAGUGAUCCAUACAGCAAUAUUCAGUACACCUUCAUCGCAGACAGCUGCCCAGUGUUGACCAACGACCAGACUCUGAGCAUGCUGAAGAACGGUCAGGGCCCAGAGGCCACGUUCAGGAUACAAAUGUUUAAGUUUGUCGGCAGCUCUUACACCAACGUCUUCCUUCACUGCAACGUCCAGAUCUGCCACAGUGGUCCCGGUCUGUGUCAGCCUAACUGUUCCGGUGAAGAUGGAUUACUGAGAACACGGAGAGAAAUACCACUGUCUCAUACAGUUUCUUACGGACCCAUAAGACGACUAUUCAACCACAGUGAAAAUCCCAGUCUAGAUGCAGGAGGAGUCCCAGCUGUGGAGACAUUUGUCCUCGGAGGACUGCUGCUUGUCUUGCUGCUGGUAACAGGAGUCUUUGGGAGGUUGUGGCUUCGCUCCAGACAUUUCUACCCAGCACGGGAAGCACAGCUUACCCUGUCCAACAUUCAUCACAUCUCAGAAGUGGCCUCAUGAAUUGUAUGGACUUUAUAGAAUUAGUAAAUGGACACAGGAAAACAUACGUACACGUGUUUUUAUAAUAACGUUAUAUGUUUUGUGUAUUAUGCUCGUUAGAAAAAAAAAUUUGUUUGAUUUGUAAAAAGCUGUGGGUAAUAAACAUUUCUCUUA
Molecule: messenger RNA, 1475 nt
Organism: Neolamprologus brichardi
Lineage: Eukaryota; Metazoa; Chordata; Actinopteri; Cichliformes; Cichlidae
Product: pancreatic secretory granule membrane major glycoprotein GP2
Source: RefSeq, a predicted model, not a curated record